AUGGUGGCCAAUUUCGAGAUACCCAAGGGUCAAGCCCGACCGCAGAGAAGGGCAGAUGCUCAAAUGGCUCGCCUGAACCCUCAUCCCGGCUUUCCGUUGUCAUCGCCCACCCUCGAAGAUUUGACAGCUCUGAAACCCAGGCCAGGUCCUGACAGACUCGCACCCAACAAUCCCUUCUUGCCGUCCAAUCCGUUCACCUCCAGCUCCUCAGACGAAGAUAGCGGCAGCUCUAGCGGUCAGGAUGAAUUUCACCUGGAGAGAUAUAGCCAGGAUGCGAAGAAUAGGGCGCAAAUACCGCAGUCGCGCCGGACACGGUCCGUUCGACGACAACAGAAUUCACCGAUCUCCAAGCCAGGUCGGCGGCCACGGCCGGGACUGAACAUUGUCACCAAUUUUUCCCAACAGGCAACGAGGUCACACACCGAUGGGCUGAUUAUCGACAAGGUGCAUUCCCAAAGACCGCGCCUGGGUCCACGAUAUGCCACGUCGAUCGUGUCUGCCAAAGCGGAACACAUUGGCGGUGCUACAACCGGGAUUGUCCUAGACCAGGAAGAUAUCUCGGUCAACGUUGGAGUACACCAUCACCAUGAAAACAGAUCUCGGGCCCUGGAUAGAUCGGCGACAAGUAGUGGUAUGGGAACCUCGUCAAGAUGGCUAGAGUUGCGAGCACCUCAGAAGAAGUCAGCCAGCACCACAGAUGAUACACAAUCCAUGCGCUCGGCCGCCAUGGCUCCUCCCACGAUCGAGAAUGCGGCAUCUAUCCAUACGAAGGGCAGGACUGUAAUGGAAUACUCUCCCGAGGCGAGGUCGAUCGUCAUCGGGCUCAGCGUCCCAGAAGAUGAAGCUGAAGCGCACCGGGCGACAAACGGGGGAGACAGCGCUUUAUCCGGCCCUACACCCGACACGCCUGCAAUAGUGGUAACCCCUGCUGAAGAGACCGGAUUUUGGAGAUCUCAAUUCGCAGGCGCAUCCAGACCUCCUUCUAGUAUUUAUUCCGCCUUUCCACGGCACGAAGCGCAGCCAUCGAAAUAUAGCACUCCACCUGUGCCAAAGAUACCUCCAGCCCUGGCCAGUCUGAGCAACCCAGACCCGGUGACUGCGGGUGCGGUCAUCACUGGAGCUUUGUCGAGCCCCCAUCAACACUAUGCUCAGGAAUCAGAGGCAGAGAACGAGAAGGAAGCGAGUCUUGCCGACAACGCACCGCGCAGCUCAUCUGAAAGUCAGCAUCCCAUACUGCCACCGGAACCGGGAAGUGCACGUCCCAGAUCGCAGGGAUGGUGGAAUCUUAUGCUCUCACCGAUGCUCUCAAGAAAAGGCACUAUAGUGGACAAAGGCGGCACCAAAACCGUGGAAGUCCCUCCUCUGCCUUCGGGGCUAAUUGCGCCAGAAACGCCCAACACCAUAUUCGUUUCACCUGGUUCUUCUGGUUCCCCGGACACCCCACGUCGUCUCGGACUGGCGAGCGCUAGAGCCAGCGUUUGGUCUCGGUGGACUUCGUGGGAAAGGGAAAGAGGUGGGACAAGGCUGGCAAACGGGGACGUGAAGGACGGACAACACGAGUCGUAUGAAAACGGAAAGCAUGUUCUGUCGGCGCCUGUUGCAGUCCCCAAUGGCGAAGGUCUCGCCGCGGAAUACUAUCAUGCCUGUGCUGUAGAGCAGUUGACCGGUGCCCACUACUUUUAUUGCCAGAACCAUUCCUGCGCAGAAGGCCUGCCCGAGUUGCAGUCCGUUUUUGACGCCAAAUCGGUACAAAAUCCGUCAACAGCUACAGAAUCGGCAGACCGGUCGGUUGAGCAGUCGGUUGCUGACAAUAGCGUACCUUCAGUACAGAAGGCCAAAGUGAAGGGGGACAUGACCAUCCAGACUGAACCUAAACAACUCUCACCGAAUGUUCAACAGGCUGCCACACCAGCACCAACAAAGACAGUACCUGUCGAUAUGCAAGAUGUUCCGAAAGAGUCGAUUUCCAAAGCCUCGCCAGAACAAGCGGAUGCCGAGAGCAUACAGCCACCAGCCGCUGACUCGGCGCCUCAGAGCGUCGGAAUGCAGUACCAUAAGAUUGCUACGAUUGUUCGAGCACAUGUCGAUCCGCCCGUGGUCAUGUCCCCAGGUCCCAUUUCACCAGCAAUGCAGCAGAAUAUGGCAUCUCAGGGUGCCGUACCAAUGACGGAAAUCUUGCAGCAUCCUGGCCCUGCUUCUUCUCGGCAGCAAACACACACAUCAAAGGAGCCUUCGAUCCCAAGUCCAGCACAACCAGCAAUAACAGUUCAUAACUACACAAACCAUACUGACAGGUCUCCAUUCAGGACCUUUCCUGCAGCGAUGGAAGCUCGAAGCGACGGUGCCACCUCUCGUCCCAGCUCUGUUCGACAGCCGAGUUCGCCUGGUCGAGGGGGAAACGAGGGUCGAAAGAGACCCGCCCCAGAGACGGCCCAAAAACCAAGCAUCCUGUCGAAGCUGACAGGCUUGUUUAGGAGAAAAAUGCCGACAGGGGAAGGAAAUACGAUGGGCAAGAAACGUCAAUGGACUCUGAUCGUCUCAGUCCCUCUAUUCUUGAUUGUCGUUACUUGCCUUUUGUUGGCCGUUUUACUCACCCGCACAGGGGACAGCACGCCAGUGCAAAGCCAAUGGCUCAACCUGACUGGCUACCCACCUAUCCCUACAGGUAUCUCUACCAUAGCUAGACCCGACGCAGUCAAGGAACAGUCCCAGUGCGUGGCACCCACUACGCUCUGGAGCUGUGCCUUGCCCAAGGAAAGCCAGGCAGAGAUUGCCCCCAACAAUCCCGAUCAACCAAACUUCCGGUUUGAGAUCCUCUUCCGCAAUGGCACGGUCGCCGCGAAUAUGACGAUUCCCGUGGACAGUUUGUCGCGGGGGUCUUCUGGUGUUCAGAAGCGUGCAACCGACCCCUUUACCAACGAUAUGUUCGAGCCAAACCCGGCACCACCCAGUCGGGCCGACCAAAUCUUCAUGGGCAACACGACCGACAACAUUACGCAACCAUUCGAAGGGGAAAGGACGCCGUUCUUCAUCACCUACAUUCCCGUCUUUCCGGUCGACCCAUCCAAUGUCACCAGCUCUAAUGCGAGUGACUCCCGGCUCCUAGCCCGACAAACAACAAACUCGUCAGAUGCGAUCCCUGCUCCAGACGUCCUCGACGAUGGGAGUGCGGCCCCGGCCAAUCUUCUACCCACGUCGCCCUACCCCACGUCUCAACCGAUCAAGCUCUACAACCGAGGCCAGGUCGAUGAACAUUAUGGGUUCUACAUGUACUACGACAAGGCCAUCUUCUUGAAGUCGACCGCGGCCAUCAAUGUGUCGGAGUUCUCGAACAAUGCCGGAAUUGAUCCUGAUGAUGAGGAUGGCGGAGCGACGCGGGAUCAGUCGAGGCUUCGAUGCACGUUCAGCCAAACACGGUUCCUGGUGAGAAUGUGGACCAAUCCGGCAUUUGGGGCCACGCUUCUCAGUCCGACCAGCGGUACCAACAGUACCAACGGCACAGCUAAUUCGGCGACCAACUUUGAACGGCCUGGAUCGUUCCCAUACCCAACCACGCUCACUCUGGACCGACACGGCGGGAACAUCAACAAGAAGGCAGUCUAUUGUUACAGGGUGGAUGAUCUCCAGGUCAUCCAGACCGAUGUGAAGAGCAUUGUCCCCGAGAUCCGGGGAAUUGGCGGGGCAUUGAUCAACCCGGCGCCUCCAUUGGUAAAUGGAUCGAUCGAUGCGGGCACCGACGGGUUUGACCAAGACGCCGGAGGGAUUGAUGGGGGAACCGGGGGAUGCGAAUGCGUGUGGCAGAAUUGGAAUUAA
Capronia coronata CBS 617.96 is the source of this 3813-nucleotide messenger RNA. RefSeq lists its product as uncharacterized. Lineage: Eukaryota; Fungi; Ascomycota; Eurotiomycetes; Chaetothyriales; Herpotrichiellaceae. The transcript has a single exon. The coding region runs from base 1 to 3813 and encodes 1270 amino acids. The record is from RefSeq and is a predicted model, not a curated record.